CAACGACGAGUUACAAACAAAUGAAACGGUGGCGGUUAUUUGUUGCUCUGUUCUUAUUCCUGACUGCACUGACCUGCCGAGGGAUUUAACGUUACCAGCAGUUCGGCGAGGAUGGCUUCAAUGAGCCAGAGACGCAACAUGUCGCUCAGCCGUCACCAGAGGAUGGUCGUGGAAGGCCAGAGGCUGGAGCAGCAGCGUGAGGAUCAGGCCAGACAGGUCACUAGAGACAAGGAGAUGCUAGCCAAUCUGAAGAGCGAGGAGAGGUUUGAGAGGAAAAUAUAUAUGCGCAAGAUGCAGGAUGAAGAGUAUGAGAGACAAAUAGAAGAAGCUUACAUGAAGGCAGAGCAAGACAGAAUAUUGAAGGAGAAGCAGCUGGAGCAGGAGGAGAGGAUGGCUAAGGAACUGGCCCGCAUUACUUAUGAGAAAAUGCGAGAUGAAAAAAUGAGACAGUACAUCAAAGAAAACAGUGUGGAACUUCGUGAGCUGGAGGCAAAGCUGAAGUCAGCUUACUUAAACAGAGAAAGGGCUGCACAGAUAGCCGAGAAAGAGGCCAUGAGGUACAAGGCCAUGAAGGAGGAAGCUGAUACUGCCCGUAAACUGAAGAGUGAGCAGGAACAGGCAGCUAUAGAGAAGGAGAAACAGGAGCAGAGGCGCUAUGAGGAGCUGGUGCGCUAUCAGCAGGAGUUGGAGCAGCAGCUGGAAGAGAAGGAACGGAAGAGGCAGGAGGCCUAUGAGGAGUUCCUUAAGGAAAAACUCAUGGUGGAUGAAAUCGUACGGAAGAUCUAUGAAGAGGAUCAAAUGGAGCGUCAGCUCCGGUUUGAGAAGAUAACAGCCACACAGAGGUACAUUGAGGAGUUCAAGAAGCAUCAAGCUGAAUGGAGACGCAUGGAGCGUGAGAAAAUGGAGGAGGAGAACAGAAGAAUUCUGGAGUUUGCUAAGUACCAGCAGAGGAAAGAAGAGGACAGGAUGGCAAGUGCUAGGAGGAGAGAAAAGGCUAAAGAGAAUCUCCAAAAGAUGCUCACUGAGAAGAUUGAAAUGGAACGGCAGCAGCGUAAGGAGAUGGAACGUGUCCGGGAGGAGCUGUACUUGGAGGAGCAGGCAGAGGCUGUUAGACAGAAAGAAAUUGAGGAAAUGGAGCAGAGGAUCAGGCAGAGGCUGGAACUGCAGCAGGCGUUUCAGGAGCAGCUGGCCUUCAAACAGCUGCGGCAGCAGACUGAGAAGGAGGAAGAAGAAGCAUUCAGGCAGAUGAUGCUGGCCAAAUUUGCAGAAGAUGACCGCAUUGAGCAGAUGAAUGCGCAGAAACAGCGAAUGAAACAGCAGGAGCACAAGCAUGCUGUGGAAAGGCUUAUCAAGGAGAGGAGGCAGCAGUACCUGGCUGACAAGGAGCGUGAGACAGAAGAGAGAGCAAUGGAGCAGGAAAGAGAAGCCCUGCGCCGACAGAUCAUUGAAGAGGAAAGACAGAAGCUUCUCAAACAGCAUGCUACAAAACUCCUGGGGUACCUACCAAAGGGCAUUUUCAGGGAGGAUGACUUGGAGCACUUUGAUGAAGAUUUCAAAAGUAAUUUCAAGAAACGUCAAGCUGAUAUAUUCUCAGAAGAGGGCUGGGGAGAGGAACAAUAACACACUUCCACUCAGGAUCACUAAAUGGCAGAGUUUUUCAGUGAAGUUUUUUUAUUAUUCCUGUCCUUUGCAUUACAUUAUCAAAAGAAGAAGGGGUUCAGUGCUUUCCAUGUUAUUCGAUGAGUUUAAAUGUAUUUUGCUAAAUGCAUUUUAAAAACAUUUAAACAUGCAUAUCAUGCAGAUGCAAGACAUC
Messenger RNA from Pygocentrus nattereri (red-bellied piranha), 1813 nucleotides. It is a transcript of the gene mns1, whose product is annotated as meiosis-specific nuclear structural 1. Gene Ontology annotation, cellular component: motile cilium. The transcript has 10 exons. The coding region runs from base 112 to 1620 and encodes 502 amino acids. Gene Ontology annotation, biological process: cilium organization. The record is from RefSeq and is a predicted model, not a curated record. Lineage: Eukaryota; Metazoa; Chordata; Actinopteri; Characiformes; Serrasalmidae.